CGCGAGUUUCCUGAGCUCUGCUGUGUGUGCCUCGUCUCAUCCUCGUCGGAUACGAGAGAUAGGUUUGUUUUCCUUUCGUCUAGAUUUGGGUAGCCUCUGUUCUGGUUCCUGAGUCGCCUUUGAAAGCAGUAAUCCAUGGAGGAGGUCGUCACAUCGAGGAAGGAAGACGAGCGGAAGAAGAAUGGUCUGUCUUUGCCCUCGAGCGUCAAGGCUUACCUCGACCCUGAUUAUUGGAAUAAGCGAUUUACCGUAGAAGAUCACUAUGAAUGGUUGAAAGAUUACUCUCAUUUCCAACAUAUCAUGAGCCGGCAUGUUAAAGCCACCGACUUUGUUCUUGAGUUAGGCUGUGGGAGUUCUCAAUUGUGUGAAAAUUUGUACAAGGAUGGGAUCACAAACAUUACUUGUAUAGACCUCUCUGCUGUGGCUGUAGAAAAGAUGCGGAAGCGGUUAAGGGAAAUGGGAUAUAAUGGCAUCCAGGUUCUUGAAGCUGACAUGCUAGAUUUGCCAUUUAGUACUGAGUCUUUUGAUGUUGUUAUUGACAAAGGUACCAUGGAUGUACUUUUCGUGGACAGUGGUGAUCCAUGGAAUCCAUCUCCUUCAACUGUUGAGAAGGUGAUAGCCAUGCUUAAAUGUGUUCACAGAGUUUUGAGACAGGAUGGCACCUACAUUUCAAUUUCUUUUGGUCAGCCUCAUUUCAGACGGCCUUUAUUUGAGAUGGAAGAACUCACUUGGUCUAUUGAAUGGGAAACAUUUGGUGAUGGCUUCCACUAUUUCUUCUACACAUUGAAAAAGGGGAAGAGAUCAUCGUCUGUUAAGCAUAGCCAUGCCAGACCAGAUGUGCCGCCUAUUUAUCUGCUGCAUGAAGAACUGGACAGUGAAGACUUCCUCUUUCGAACGGAUAUCUGUGAAUAGUCUUGUAGAUCAAUUGUAAGCAUACAGAGCUCUCUUUUGAUGGUCCAUCCACGCCUCCAUCCUUCCAUCCAAAUUGCAGCUUGAGAGUUGAAAUGGGGGUGAUUGCAGUAGCUCUUUGAUAAUUGCUGCCUUCACCAAAGUGUCGUAAGCAUUGCCUUCGUUUAAGCUUAUUAGUUAUGCCUUUGCUGGACAUUGUAAUCUUUUGACAAAUUCAUUUUGAUUCUCAGUGGUUGAAUUAGCACUACCGUGUCAGAUGCAUUGAGUUUAACAUGCUGUACACUUUUCUGUUUCCCAUUUUUUUGAGUGGUUUUUAGUUGGGUGGAUUUGGUUUACCAGACAAGGGAAACUCUGGCAUGUUCAGUUUGUAAAUUUGGAGCUUGUGCAGUUUGCAGCGAAUGCAGACGUAUUUUUCUGUCAAAAGCACUUUCUCACUUUCA
Molecule: messenger RNA, 1349 nt
Organism: Nymphaea colorata (pocket water lily)
Lineage: Eukaryota; Viridiplantae; Streptophyta; Magnoliopsida; Nymphaeales; Nymphaeaceae
Exons: 7
Coding region: 136-912 (258 amino acids)
Source: RefSeq, a predicted model, not a curated record